AUGGCCUUUAAGCUGUUGUCGAAAACGGCGCUGCUGGGUCUCGCUCUGGGAGCCGCGGUCCCGAACAACAACGGGUUUCCCAUGCCCAACGACCAGCAGAAGCUCCAGAUAGCGCAGCAGGCGGGAGGGCUGCUCCCUGGCGGCCCGGCGCCCAAGUCGCUCGGCCCCGACAGCAUAACGGCCUUCCAGCUCAUCGCGUUCAACGAACUAUUCGAGACGGCCUACUUUAGCUCCCUGCUCCACAACAUCACCUCCGACGCGUCCGGGUACCAGUCCGGGAACAAGACGGAGUUGGUCAAGAUAUUCUCAACAGUUUUGGCUCAAGAGCAGCAGCACGCGCUCGCGGCCGUGUCCACGCUCGAAGCCGUCGGGGCCUUUGCGCCGCAGGCCUGCCAGUACCAGUUCCCCGUGUCCGACCUGAGGGCCGCGGUCAACCUCGCCGAGACUUUCACGGCGGUCGUGCUCGGCGCGCUGCAGGGCGCAAACGUCAUCCUCGGCCAGGACCAGCAGCCGGGCCCCGUCCGGAUCAUCUCCUCCGUCAUCGGCCAGGAGGGCGAGCAAAACGGCUUCUACCGCGUGUUCCUGGACCAGGUGCCCUCCGAGUCGCCCUUCCUGACGACCGUCCCGGCCCCCUUUGCCUGGUCUGCGCUGCAGGCGUUCGUCGUGCCCGGCUCGUGCCCGUUCCCGCUCAGCAAGAUCAAGCUCCCCAUCCUCCCGCCGCUCGCGGUCAACGGGGGGCCCAUCGCCUCCGUCGAGCCUCAGGACCAGACGCUGUCCUUCGUCGCCGACGUGUCCGGCUCGGAGGCUGCCAAGGCCUGCGCCGGCCGCGAAGGCCUCUUUGCCACGUACACCACCGGCCAGCAGCUGCCCAUCUCGGUGGCCGUCACGGACGUGGAAUGGUCCGCCGACAGCGUCAGCUUCAAGGCGCACUUCCCCUUCUCCGAGUUUGUCAUGCAGGGCUUCACGCACGUUGCCCUGACCACGUCCAACAACUUCGACAGCCCGGACGCGGUGGUUCAGGCGGCGCUCGCGGGGCCCGGGCUCAUCCAGGCGAGUAAUCGACUCUGA
Molecule: messenger RNA, 1068 nt
Organism: Metarhizium album ARSEF 1941
Lineage: Eukaryota; Fungi; Ascomycota; Sordariomycetes; Hypocreales; Clavicipitaceae
Product: late sexual development protein
Exons: 2
Coding region: 1-1068 (355 amino acids)
Source: RefSeq, a predicted model, not a curated record